UGAGGAGCAACAUUUAGCCAGAAAAGGCUGCAGAAAUAGAUGCUGACACUUCAGUCGACCAAACGGUGACAUUACUCACACAAGAGGACUGUUUUGUUUGUGAGGCAACGCAGAGUUUCUUAUUUCUGAGAUGAAGGCGUUGUCUCAGCAGCAGCCUAAUGUGGCUCCAGGAGAGAAGCAGCGAGUCACCUGUGGGACAAGUUUGUCUGCCAGCUAUGCUCCUCCGUGUCUGGAAAAUAAGUUCCUGGCUCAGACUUCCUUGUUGAUGCCUCAGCCCUGCUCUCCACUCUUCAACUUUUCAGCACCACCUUCCUCUUGCCCCUCUCUCCAGCCCUCCCGCCUGUCGUCCACCUCGUCCUCCCUCCUCUCCACAUCUACCAUCUCGCCUUCCCUCACCUCUGCUCUCCUGAGCACAGAGAACAAGCUCCUAAGGGAUCAUUCACCUGGUUUCUCUUUUCCCCUCACCUCCUCUACAUGCGUCCCAAGUUCUCUGCUCAAUCGCUUUGCUCCCCCCUCUCCAUUCCUCCAUCAUGCUCUUGGUGGAGAACAGAAGAGUGGCAGGGGAGGAGAGGAAGGCAGUAAUGAAACAUCCGAAGUGAUGCAAUCCAGUUUUGAAGAAACAAGCUUGUAUUCCAUGGGAGAUUAUACUUGGUCUGAAGAGGAGGAUGAUGCUGAUGCUGCUGGGACAGCCAUGGAAUUUCCUGCCCUGGAAACAGAGUUGGGCAACGAGGACCUUGAACAAACUAUGGUCAUCAAACAAGAGGAAUUUGCCGAGAUUGAUAAAGCAAAGGAAAAUAUGGAGGAGGAGCUGAAAGAUAAAAAGUAUCUGCUGCUGAACCUGGUGUGUUGCUCCCUGGUCAAUAAGAGCACAACUCCAGGCCAGAAGGACUGGGACUCAGAGAAAAGUGUUUGGACAAGGAUCAUAAACCUGGCGAAGGACAUUUCUGUCUCUGACCCACAGUUUCUUCUCAAGGUGGCAGUUUACACUCGACAGGAGCUGAACAUCCGCAUCACAGCAAACUUCUUAUUGGCCCUGGCUGCCAAUCUGCCCUCCAACAAGCAACAUGUCCGCAGAUAUUUCUGCGCUGCCAUACAGCUGCCCUCAGAUUGGCUGGAAGUAGUCAGAAUCUAUAGUACAUGUUUCAGUCGCUCCCUGCCGAUGUGCUUGAAGAAGGCAAUGGCUGACAAGUUCAAGCAGUUCAAUGAGUAUCAGCUGGCCAAAUACAACACACGCAAACACCGCUGUAAACACAACCGCAACAGGCGCAAAACCAAGAAACCAACUGACCAGCAGAUGAAACAGUGGGGCAACUUGCUCAGAUCAGAUCCAACUAUUCUGAGGAAGUUUUUGCAUGAAGAUGAGACCAAAGAGGUGGUGGAUAAAAAGCAGAGCGAGUUCAGUAUGAAGAAGAUGAUCAAGAAGCUUCACAUUAAGGAACCUGCUGAGCAUGUUAUGGCCAUUCUGGGGAAAAAGUAUCCUGCAGACUCCAAGACGUUCACCGUCAGUGGAAUUAAGGGCUCGUGGGACAGGGAGAGAGCCGGGAAGCGAAUGAAGCUCAAAGCGCCGGAGACGUGGGAACGGCUGCUCAGCCUGGAGGGAAACAAGGCCGCCACCUGGGAGAAGCUCAUAGACAAUAAGUCUCUUCCAUUCAUGGCCAUGUUGAGGAACCUGAGGAACAUGAUCACUAAGGGCAUCAGUGAGGCUCAUCACAAGAAGAUCCUCAGCAGACUGACCAAUAAGCAAGCGGUGAUUCAGAGCCGUCAGUUUCCCACCAGAUUCCUCGCUGCCUACAAAGUCCUCAUGGAGCUUAACACUUUAGCCUCGGCAUCAGAGCAAGCCCUCCCCUCUGUUAAAGAGAUCCUGAAGGGCAUCCUGAGUAAGAUCCCCAAGAGCAAACGCUUCAAAAAUCAGGAAUGGGAGUCGACUCCAAGGAGCCGGAUUAGGGUGACACUCGGAGUGCCGUUUAUCUAUCGACUAUACCAAGCUAAGAAGGCCCAGCUCCUAAAGGCCAAUAAGAGAGAGUUCACCGUCGCUCUGUUGGACCGUUACCGCAACGCUCUGGAGACGGCGGUCCAGCUCUCCUGUCGUUACAAUGUGCCUCCGCUACCCGGACGGACCGUCAUCCUGCUCUCCUACAACAUGAGAUCUGAUUGCGACUUGUGGCAAAAACUGGACUUCUGCCUCCCACCGGACCCCGAGCAAAAAAACGAGGAGGAGGAGGAGGAAGAAGAGAGCGGGAAGAAAAAGAAGAAGAUAAAACAAGCUGACGAGCUCACUCCUUCUACUUUAGAGGCGGCGGUUUUGCUCUCGCUGAUGAUUGCCAGCAGUGCCGAGGACAGCCAGCUCUGCCUGCAUGACUGGGAUCGCGGUCAAGAAGCCGAGCUGAAGUCUGAUGUUCUUUUGGAUAACGUCAGAAGUGUGCUUAAGCAAAUUCAAGCAUGUUCAAAGAAGCCACGUGCAAAUGAGUCCCACGUUUGCAUAACCACAAUGCUCAACCAGAAACCCAAGGUGGACAACAUCAUCGUGUUGUCUGACUAUUGGAUCAAUUCAGAUGUCAAUUGGGCCAUCAACUCUUACACGAGGGAAACGAACCCCAAAGCCCUCGUGGUGCAAAUCUUUAUGGCAAAGGGAGAUACAGAGUUCAUUGCUGACAGGAACUGUGUGAAGCUCUUUGGCUUCAGUGAACAAGUGCUGAGGUUUGUGGCAGAACGAGGAUCAUCCAGGCUGCUUGAGCAUUUGGAGCAUUUAGACAAAGUGUACAACAUCCCUCCACCAGAGGGCGCUAAAGGGGCUCAGACAUCAGAUAGUGUUGUCCAAAUACCAGCCAGCCCCAAGUUAAGGUGGAGAGGUGUUCGUGUCUUCAUCUCCUCCACCUUCAGAGACAUGCAUGCAGAGCGAGACGUCUUGGUACGCAGCGUUUUCCCGGAGCUCCGUCGUCGUGCAGCCUCACACUGUCUCUACCUGCAGGAGGUGGAGCUGCGUUGGGGUGUGACAGAGGAGGAGUCGGGGCGGGCCACCGAGCUGUGCCUGUCAGAGGUGUGUCGCAGCCAGAUGCUGGUAGUCAUCCUGGGGGAGAGGUACGGCCUGGUGCCUCCCAAACCUGACCUCCCUGACCUGCCGCAGCACAGCUGGCUUGCGUCGGCCCCAGAAGGCCUCUCCAUCACGGAGCUGGAGAUCCGUCAGUUCCAGGCUCUUUACCCCGAAACGGCACAGCAGCGAAUGUUCUGCUACUUCAGAGAUCCAGACAUCACCAAAUCAGUUCCGGUUGCUUGGAAAUCUGACUUUGUACCUGAAUCAAAUGAGGCUGAGUCUAAAAUGACAUCUCUGAAGGCAAGAAUCCAAGCAAGUGAAGUCAAGGUCACUGAAAAUUACUCGUGUGAGUGGGGAGGCGUUGUGGAGGGGAAGCCGUAUCUGAAACACCUGGAGGACUUUGGCAAGGCCGUGCUGGACGACCUGUGGAGUGCUGUAGUAAAGCUGUUUGUGGAAGAGGAUGACAAGGCCGAGGCUCUGUCCGAUGUGAUGGAGCAGGAGGUCCACCAGGAGGCGCUGCAGAGGCAGUUCUUCGGGAGGGCCAAGCUGCUCUCUGGGGCUGUCGAGAUAGUGAAGCAGGUCCAGAGCAAAGGAGGGUUGAUGGUGGUGGAGGGCAGAACUGGAGAGGGAAAAACUGUCUUCAUGGCUGCUCUAGCAGACAGCCUCAGGACUGGAGUAAAGUCAAGGAAAAACCUUGUCUGUGAUGUCAUCUCCUACUCUACAGCUGCCAGCCAAUCAGCACGCUCUGUGGAAAACCUGCUGCGAUUCCUCGUUCAAUUGUUGAGAAUGAUGAAAGAUACCCAGGAGGAAUCACCUCUUCCCCAAUCUUACAAAGAUCUGCUGUCGGAAUUUCACGCCAGUUUGAGUGAAAUAAAGAAAAUUAAACCUCUUGUGCUGCUCGUUGAUGGGGUGGAUCUUCUCCAAGAUGGCGGAGGUCAGCUCAGCUCUGAUUGGAUACCACAGGAGCUUCCACAGGGUGUUUGUUUGGUAGUGAGCAUCACAACCAAAGCAGCACUGUUACAAACACUGGCCAAGAAAAGAGGCACCGUCCUGUUUGCCCUGGGACAGCUGACCAUGCCGGACCGGAGGGAGAUAGUUCAGAAGAGACUGGACUCCUUCGGGAAGAAACUCAGCGACUCUGCAUUCAAUAACCAGCUCCAGACGCUGAUAAUGAAGAAGGGAGCAAUGAGUCCUCUCUACCUGCACCUGGCCUGUGAAGACCUGAGGAACUUUGCCUCCUUUGAUAAGUUGAAGGAGAGCCUCCAGAUCUUGCCUCAGUCUCUGAGCCAGUUGGUGCAUCACAGCCUGGAGAGACUCUGCUCGCAGUACAGAGGCAUGCUGGGACUCCGCUGGGCCCUGGCAGCCCUCACUGCCAGCUCCACUGGCCUGAGGGAGAGAGACUUGUACUCUGUACUGAACACAUGCAACGACUUAUCCUCACGAGACGGACAGGUCACGUGGCAGGAAGUACUGCAUCUGUCCAGGACGCCCAAAGGACGCAUUCCCAUGGCAACUUUCACCCGUAUAGCGCAGAGUUUACAAAGCCUGAUUGGUCCGUCUCAUUGCCACGACACUAACGAUCUGUUAGCUCUAACCAAUCCGGAGGUGAGCAGGGCCUUCGAGGACUUUCUCCUCCCAACAGAAAGUGACAGAACCAGAGCUCACCUCGUACUGGCAGCUCACCUGUGGGCACUGGCCGACACGGAGGGCACAGAUACCUUCCUUCACUGUGAGGCCAACUGUGUCAUGCAUCUGCCUUCCAACCUGAUUCAAAGUGGCCAGCUGGAGGCGCUUCAUUCUCUGCUCUCCAGCUACUACUUCCUGUAUGCUAACGUGCGGCAUGGCCUCCUGCACCACCUCAAGGAGACCUACAGCUUGUAUGAUGACAAGGUUAAGUCUGCAACCCCAUUUGGCUCUCAGGAUCGUCUAGAAGGCUGCCGGAGUUUCCUGCAGCGACACGGCUCCCUCCUCUCCUCCUGGCCGGCUCUUUUCAUUCAGCAAGCCCUUAACGAGCCUCCCGAGACCUCUGCUCACACCUGGGCACAAGGCAUGAUGGGAAAAGGAGGGGCCCGGGUAGUUGAGUGGCUAAACAAUGACAGUGGGAAUCUGCAGGAAUCUAGUGAGCUGGUGUCGACCUUCUCCUCUGAACCGACCUGUUUGGUUGGGAGCUCGGAUGGAGAGCUGAUGGUGGUUGGCACUGGACAGGGAAUGCUUCAUUUCAUCAGCACUCAGACCGGACAGGAAGUGAAAUCGUUGGUGAGCAGCAGUGACGGCAUCUCAAGCUGUGUCUUUGUUAAGGAUGGUCGUCUUGCUACCACCUCCUUUGAUGGACGGAUAGAGAUCUGGGACAUCGCUAAUGGCUGCAGGACUGCUCUUAUUGAGGGCCACACUAAUGUGAUAACAGCAAGUGACAUCACUGCAGACAGGAAGCACCUUGCAACUGUGUCUUUGGACUUCACCCUGAAAGUUUGGUCCUCUACUAAAGGCAAUGAGGUAGCAGUCCUGCCCAGCUCCAGCCCUUUGAACUGUGUGACCUUUCACCCAGAGGGUCACCUGCUGGCUGCUGGUUGCUGGGAUGGGAACGUGAUUGUGUGGAACUGGCUCCAGAAUAAAAGUCUGAAGUCCCUGACUGGUCACCAGCGCUCCGUGCGCAGUCUCGCCUUCUCUCCGUCGUCCUCCAUGCUCUGCUCCGGCUCUCUGUCUGGAGAGGUCAGGGUGUGGUCAGUGCCCACCUCCGCCUGCGUGGGAUGUUUCCAGGCUCACUGCGGAGCCACGGAGGCCCUCACCUUCCUGGAUGAAGGGAGCAUGCUGCUGAGCGCCGGCUCUGAUCACAUGCUCCACCUCUGGUCAGGAGGACUUGGACGUUCGGUCACUGUACUAAAAAGUGAUGAAUGCGAGCAGGAGCCUCCUCUGAAGAAACUGAAGUCUGUAACUGAGCCUGCUGCUCUGUGUGUGGCUGUUAAUGGAGACUAUGUUGCCGUGGGAUACCACAGUGACUGCAUCAGACUCUUCAGUCUCGACUCAGGGGAGAAGAUCUGGGACUCCAGGGACAUUGGUGUGUCCAUAUUGAGCCUGCUGUGGGUCGUUUUGGACGCAGAGCAGACGGAACCUGAGCUGCUUUUGUCCGGAGAAAGUGAAAAACGCGUGAGGGUCUGGAAGAGAAAAGACGAGGAGAAGGGAUUGCUGGGAGGCCUGAAAUUGUGGGGGAUGUUUGGUGUGCAACCAGGCGUCAUCCUGGCAAUGGCACAAAACUCCAAAUACCUGGCUACAGCUUCAGAUGACUUCUCCAUUGUUCUGUGGUCGUUGAGCGAUCUGGCCCUCGACCCCCAUAUUGAGCCUCAAGCGUUCCUGAGGGGCCACAGUGGAGAAGUCACCUGUCUGGCGUUCAGCCCUGAUGGUGGAUUCCUGCUCUCCGGUGGAAAAGACAAGGCCCUGAUGGUUUGGGAUGUGAGGUCGUCUGCUGCUCUCUACAAAUCGCUCCUUCAUUCUCACAAAGACUGGAUCACCGGCUGUGUUUGGACUCCAGAAUGUGUGAUAAGCUCUUCAAGCGAUGGGAGGCUUUGUUUGUGGGAUCUGCAGGCAGGCCAACGUCUCGGAGAAAUCUCCUGGAAGACUCCUUUUACAUCUAUCUGCUGUCUUGGACGGUAUGUGAUGGCCGGCUGUGCAGAGGGAGUGCUACAUGUUUGGAACUGGGAAACAAACGUAGAAAUCUGUCACAUUGCUGCACACAAGCAACGCAUAAAUUACUGCUCUCUCCUACCGAACAAAGACAAAAACAAAGAACUCACCCCAGAAGAAAUGACUGUUUUCACUGCGUCUGAGGAUGGCACAGUGCAGCUCUGGAAACCACUACAGGUGGAGCACUUAGGCACCUUACAGGGUCACAGCGGUGCAAUAUGUGGAGUUGUUCUCAAAGAAGGACUCCCAGAAUUCCUCACAGUUUCUGAAGACUGCUCAUUGCGAUGCUGGAAGUGGACAACAGAGAGUCCUCCCAGUCUGAAAGGACCAGUCACAGCUCUGUGCUUCUCUCAGAGAGAUGCUUUGCUUCUUGUUGGUUAUGAAUCCGGUUGGCUGGAAGUUUGGCAGCACAACGCUCUGGUCGGCCAGAAGAAGGCUUCAGACUGCACCAUCACAGCGAUCUGCUUCAUGCCCGAUGGCCAGUUUGCAGUCGGCUACCCGAAGCCCGCUGUUGAUGUGUGGAAGCUGGUGUGGAAUCUGGAACACAGCACUGCAAGCCUUGUGAAGGUAACCACGCACUCAGUGAAAAACCCAGUCGUCCGGCUCAUACACUGCUCCAUCCUGAUGGGUUUGUCCAACUCUGGAAAAAUAUUUGAUGUCACAAAUACCUCUGAAGAAUUUUGGAGUUAUGAAAUAACGAGAUUGGAGAACUGUGUCCAAGUUUUGGGGGUGAUCCGUAAUGAUGAGAAAAGCAUGUGGCUGGUGGGCGAAGGAAACGGAGAAGUCCAAAUUGGCUUCGUUUUUGCCAUGGGCCCCAGAAAUCAAUUAGAAUCAGCUUUCAGCUCAUUGAACAUAGAGACCGAGGAAGAGAAGGAGAAGAAGGGGAGUCCGCUAACAGCUGGAACUGUGGACAAAGAACUUGUCGUGUGUGGAGACGUGAACGGCAACAUGUGGUUCAACCAGCCUAAAGAGGUUUCAGCGUAUAGCACCAGAAAACCUGCUCACAGUGACAGGAUCAGUGUGCUGAAACUCACAGACCGCACCAUCAUCUCAGCCUCCUACGACAGGACAGUGAAGCUGUGGGACAGAGACACCAAGAAACAAGUCGGUAUGUUUGUGUGUGGGGCUCCAGUUUUGCAUUUGGAGGUGAACCCUGUAAACCCUACUGAGCUGGUUUGUGCUGACAGACAGGGAAAGCUCUACUUUCUCUCCUGGAAAGAAUAAUCCUCAAGAUAUAAGCCGCUAAAUUCAGCUUUUAGUAAAAAUGUCUUAAACGGUACAGUAAUCAAAGAUUUCCAGUCAUGUUUUCCUUCCUCUCUGUCUCAAUGACGAUGACUAUGCAGUAAAUACUCUCUCUCUCUCUCGCUCUCUCUCUAUAUAUAUAUAAUUUAAAAAUGAAAGUAAAUUUUUGUCAUAUAUGGGAAAAGCAUUUAGGUAAUAGUUACAAAGAUAUGUUUACAUGUGCCUUUCAUUUUACAUGGCUAAAAAAACUUGUAUAAAAAAAAAAAGCCUUAAAAAUACUAUCAGUUAUAGUUUUGUGUGAGCUGAAUUAAAGAAUUGUUUCUAUUUGCUUAAAAAAAGUGGGAUAUGAACCACUUUGGGUGGAAAAAUGAGAACACUAUCAACUUUUCUUUGUUAAUAAAUUUAUUGUUCAAAUCUG
This is a messenger RNA of Anoplopoma fimbria (sablefish), 8369 nucleotides long. It is a transcript of the gene tep1, whose product is annotated as telomerase-associated protein 1. The record is from RefSeq and is a predicted model, not a curated record. Bases 131 to 7933 code for a protein of 2600 amino acids. The transcript has 57 exons. Lineage: Eukaryota; Metazoa; Chordata; Actinopteri; Perciformes; Anoplopomatidae. Gene Ontology annotation, biological process: telomere maintenance via recombination. Gene Ontology annotation, molecular function: telomerase activity; telomerase RNA binding; protein binding. Gene Ontology annotation, cellular component: telomerase holoenzyme complex.